Globicephala melas (long-finned pilot whale) is the source of this 1411-nucleotide messenger RNA. RefSeq names its product cysteine rich with EGF like domains 2 (gene CRELD2). Gene Ontology annotation, molecular function: calcium ion binding. The record is from RefSeq and is a predicted model, not a curated record. NCBI's taxonomy places the organism in Eukaryota, Metazoa, Chordata, Mammalia, Artiodactyla, Delphinidae.
GUCAAGUAGCCCCGGGACCGGCCGGCGCUUCGGAGCCGGUGGGCGGCCGGAGGCCGGAGCGCUCGGCCGGUUCCCGCUGGACCUCGGCCAGUGCCCGUGCGGCCGCGUUCCGCAGCGCUGUCCACGUCGGCCAGCCAUGCGCCCGCCGGCCCCGGCCGUGCUGGGGCUGCUGCUUCUGACGCUGCUGUCGCCCGGCGAGGCCACCAAGAAGCCAACGCCCUGCAAGCGAUGCCGGGAGCUGGUGGACAAGUUCAACCAGGGAAUGGUGGACACAGCAAGGAAGAACUUUGGUGGUGGAAACACGGCUUGGGAGGAAAAGACGCUGUCCAAGUAUGAAUUCAGCGAGGUCCGCCUGCUGGAGAUCAUGGAGGGCCUGUGUGGGACCAGCGACUUCGAGUGCAACCAGCUGCUGGAGGAGCACGAGGGACUCCUGGAGACCUGGUGGCUGCGGCUGAAGAAGAAGUAUCCUGACUUAUUUGAAUGGUUUUGUGUGGAAACACUGAAAGUUUGUUGUGCUCCAGGAACUUACGGGCCAGACUGCCUGGCGUGCCAGGGCGGGUCCGAGCGGCCCUGCAGCGGGAACGGUCACUGCAGCGGAGAUGGCAGCAGACAGGGCGACGGGUCGUGCCAGUGCCACCUGGGGUACCGGGGACCGCUGUGCGCCGACUGCAUGGACGGCUACUUCAACUCACUGAGGAAUGAGACGCACAGCAUCUGCUCAGCCUGUGACGAGUCCUGCAAGACGUGCACAGGCCCUACCAACAGAGACUGCGGCCAGUGCGAAGUGGGCUGGGCGCGGGAGGACGACGCCUGCAUAGAUGUGGACGAAUGUGCGGCAGAGCCGGCCCCCUGCGAGGAGCAGCAAUAUUGCGAGAACCUCAACGGCUCGUUCGUGUGCCAGGAAUGUGAUUCUACCUGCGUGGGCUGCACAGGGAAGGGUCCUGGACAGUGUAAAGAGUGCCUCCCCGGCUACUCGAAAGAGAGCGGCCAGUGCGCAGACAUUGACGAGUGCUCGCUGGCGGAGAAGCCCUGUCUGAGGAGGAACGAAAACUGCUACAACACACCCGGGAGCUUUGUCUGCGUGUGCCCCGAGGGCUUCGAGGAGGCCGAGGACAUCUGUGUGCAGGCGGGGCCGGCAGGGGCCGAAGUCACGGAAGCAAGCCCAACACAGCCGCCGUCCCGUGAAGAUUUAUGAUGUGCAUCCACAUCAGAAGUCACACCCGCCCUUUAAAUUAUUCAGACUGUCGUCCUGGACGUGGCCCUUCAUGUCACACCGUCGCUCCAGGGGAAGCUGCUUUCAUUGAAAGGGCUGAUGCUUAUUUGACCCUUAAAGCUGCAUUUCUUGGUUGUUCUUAAACAGAUUUGUAUAUUUUGAUACCGUUCUUUAUAAUAAAAUUGGCCACUGAAGGUA